AAUCCACCUACAAGGGGAGGCAUCGUCGUCUGCUUCUUCAUCAGCGUCGACGGAGAGAUCUCAUGUUCUUCGUAAGCGGCCAGUGGUGUGCACCGGUACGGGGUGCAUCUUUUGCGCGCGUGCUAUUACGGCGAGGUAUGCUGCCGCACAGAUAUCAUCUCGAAGAAACAGCGCGCCGGAGGUGAACGCGGUUGGGGAAGUAACACACCUGAUGGCGGAUGGAUUGGCCGGAGCAGAUGGCGGACGGCAUCUCGGGCAGGCAAGUGAGCAUGCCCAGCUGCACCAUCCGCCGGUGAGUCCCGCAGCUAGUCCGGCUGCUAGUCCUGCUGCUAUAUCAAGGACGCCAUGCACCGAGGAUGCGCGGCAAGUAGCAGUGAACCAAGACGUGGAUCCGGCGGCAGGUCAGGACUCAUUAGCCGCGGCCGGAGCGUGGACUGGUAUGGUGGAUGACCGCGCGGCGUCAGAACAGUUCAACGCCGUCGUCGGCCUAGCAGUUCGCCGGGAGGGGAGUGAAUUCAAGCUGGCGACUCGUGGAGACGCUGAUGAACGGUCAGAGGCUUGCUCGCGCAUCCUGGUUUUCCAUGAUAGCGAGUCUAAGCAAGUUUCUUCGUCGGAUGCAAGGUUGAAAUGUAAUCUGCCGGGGAAGAUGGAAGGUGAACCAGAAGCGCAGGGGGAGUUGAGAAUGGGGAUCACUACUAUGCGGCGCAGGAUGGGGAAGAUGCAAGCGCAAGAUGCAAGGUGAACCAGAAGGGCAGGGGCAGGGGGAGUUGAGAAUGGGUGGAUUGAAAGAAUGGCCGACACGUCUAGUCCCUCAGAAUACUAUGCCAGGCAGACAUGGUAGACAUGUCGUAUCAAUCUUGUCAGGUGUGUAGCAGCUAUGCUGUACUAGACAUAGUCUAUUUGGCUGGUGUCGUAACAUCCUGCGCCUAAUCAAGAAUAGACCUGGUAUUAUAUUGAAGGGGUGGUAGUGCGGCCCGGGAGCCAGUAAUAGGGUUG
Messenger RNA from Aegilops tauschii subsp. strangulata, 996 nucleotides. The record is from RefSeq and is a predicted model, not a curated record. NCBI's taxonomy places the organism in Eukaryota, Viridiplantae, Streptophyta, Magnoliopsida, Poales, Poaceae.